This is a messenger RNA of Mus caroli (Ryukyu mouse), 1106 nucleotides long. RefSeq names its product EF-hand calcium binding domain 9 (gene Efcab9). Gene Ontology annotation, molecular function: calcium ion binding; calcium ion sensor activity. NCBI's taxonomy places the organism in Eukaryota, Metazoa, Chordata, Mammalia, Rodentia, Muridae. Gene Ontology annotation, biological process: flagellated sperm motility; sperm capacitation. Gene Ontology annotation, cellular component: sperm principal piece; cytoplasm. The record is from RefSeq and is a predicted model, not a curated record.
GGCCCGCUGCGCCUCCCGGAACCCCAAACCUCCGGGGUUCAGCUGGUGUCUCUCAACCGCCGUCGGUGCCGAGUGGGUGCAUCAGCGCACAGAACUCUCCCGCAAAGGCUUGGUUCGCCAGCUUCCCGCGCGAGAUGCCCGCACCCCUCGCCCCGGGGCUCACCCCAGUCCUCGGUGCUCUUUGCCUCAAAGUUCACGCGGUCCCAGGUGGCUUUCGCCACACUUCCUAGGCAGGUCUCGUGCUGCCUCUGAGCCCCGCAGAAAGCAGAGCCCCGCGGCUACGCGCCCCCCAAUCCGGACUUUCCCCGCCUCCGCCAGCCACAAACGGCCAGGACUCUGGACAAGAAACGAGAGUCCCUUUAGGACCUUUGGGCUUCAUGGUUGCCAGAGCCUCCGGCUGAAAGCUGCCGCCAUGAAACUGACUCAGGGGUCUUUUCUGUGGUACCUUUACAUGGACAAAAUCUACUGCUUACUGUCUUUGAGAAACGUGAAAGCCUUGAUGGAGUACUUUCAUCUUCUGGAUGUGCACCACAGGAACACCUUGAAUGAUGUGCUGUUCUUUCAUUUCCUCCAACACGUGACUAACCUGAACAAGACACAGAUCGGGAUGAUAUUUGACCUCCUGGACUGGACAGCUGUAGGAGAGAUUGGUUUUGACCAGUUCUAUGUGUUGGUUUGCAUACUGCUGGCACAUCAGAACCAUCUGGAAGACCACUUCAUGUACCGCCAUUCCCGGCCAGUCUUUGAGCUGCUUGAUCUGGAUGGGGAGAUGAAUAUAGGUGCGACCAAUUUCCAAAACUACAGAUUUCUCUUCAAUAUUAAAAAGCAGGAACUCCGAGACCUUUUCCAUGACUUUGACAUCACAGGUGACCGACUGCUUAAUUACAAGGAAUUUAAGCUGUACACAAUCUUCUGCACCGACAAAUCCAUAGACAGAAAGAAAAGGAGGAAAGACAGAGAGGCAGCGAGAGAGAGAGAGAAAGAGAAAGGGAAAGAUAAAGAGAAGUAUCUUCAUCUCAAGAAGAUAUAUUCAUCUAUGAUAAGUCACAGGAGUAUCCUGUGACACACGAGUGAGCACGGAUAAUUAAAAUGAACAUGGCCACAAU